Molecule: messenger RNA, 3570 nt
Organism: Bicyclus anynana (squinting bush brown)
Lineage: Eukaryota; Metazoa; Arthropoda; Insecta; Lepidoptera; Nymphalidae
Exons: 5
Coding region: 282-761 (159 amino acids)
Source: RefSeq, a predicted model, not a curated record
UUUAACAUCUAUUUUAUUAAUCUUUGGAAUCGUGGUUGCGUCUAUAUCAAAACCGUAGAGGAAUCCGGUUGGUCUGUUUGCUUUUACUCCAUAAUGUUGACCAAUUGUAGGACAACGAAAAAUUCUUUCAGCGAAUAGGAUCGCUGUAGAAGUUCUCAAUUUUCAGUUCCUUGUGUUUGUUGAAGUCAUCAUAGGAUAUUUUGGAUUUUUCUAAUGUUUACGUGCGAUGCGUCGUGUUUUGGACAACAGUGAAAUGUUUUUGUGAAGUGUUGCAGGCAAAUAUGAUCAUUAUUUACAUUGACAUCCUAUUGUUGACAAUUUUGUUACUGUUGAUAUUGUUCACAUGCGGCUACUCAGUGUAUCGAGUUCACAGACUACAACAGAAUGGACAGGUUGCAAUAUUGCUCAAACCUACAAAGGUUUUGUUUUCUCAUAAAAAGGAAGGAGAAACCAAUGAACAGUUAAGAACGGUGGUAGCGUACCAAAACCCUUUCACUGGAGAUUACUGUGUCCGCAAAAGCCGAGAGCCGAAAGGGUACCUCAACGCUCUGGAGGCAGACUCGCCUGACAGCGGGCUAUCUGAUGACCAGUAUGAACCACUUAACCUAGUACCGCAGCCUUUACCUCCUAGUCUCAAUCAGGUUCCACCGGUACUGGAGGCAACCCAGUUUCAGGAGCCGUUUAAACCAUGUAUGACGCCGGUGUGUGACAAUAGCUUAAAUAAAACAUGGAAGUGGAAUUACACUGAAUACCAAAUUUAAAAUCACUUGGCGGCAACAAUGGAUCACUUUUCAUCCUGGAUUAAAUCAAACUACCCAACUAUCGGCUUUGGUCGUAUAAUGAAGGAAUACAGGCAGGCGUUAAAUGUGCCGAGCUGAAGCAGCGAUAGCAAAACAUGUUUAUAAAUAAUCGUAAAAUACUGACGCCUCACGGUUUGACCCGCGUAGUUUCAAUUCCCGUAGGAAUAAGGGGAUAAAAUAUAGCCCAUUUUACUAUUGGUAAUGUAGCUUUCCAUCGGUGAAAGGAUUUUUCAAAUCGGUCCAGUUCCUUCAGAGUCUAUUCAAUGCAAAUAAACAAUUAAAUAUUUCUUGUACAGUAAGGAUUUUCAUGAUAUGGUUUUGUUUUGUUUAUUACCUAAUUUGGAUAGGUUCUGAAACUAUUGGAUCGAUUAGAAAAAUUCUUUUGCUAUUAAAAUCCUCCCGAUGUACAUAAAUUAAAUUCUAUCCCCCACAUUCCUACGGAAGCGGGAAAUACGUGGAUAAAACCGCGUGUCGUCUGCUAAUGAACGUGCAUUAAUUUUUAUUAAUCGUCGUGCAAAACAAGCAAGUCAUUUGAAAGAGUUAUAACACGGACAAAGGAAAAUAAAAUACCUUUGCAUCCCCAUGGGAAGGGGAGGUUAAAACGCUUGUAAAAUUGGACUUGACGAAGGUAUAAUAAGAUUUAUAAAUUUGUGAAAGAAAGGUGUAACGGCUCUAAGGUCCGUUUUGUCAUAGCACUGUGCAAGCCGUUACAUAAAAGAGCUUCUACUUUUGUUAUAAAUGUUUUACAAUGGAUAAUUUUACAGAAACUGUUAUGAUCUUGUGGUGCUUAUUUAUACUAAUAUUAAGAGGUAAAUUUAUGAGGUUGAAUGAGAUCUCUGGAUCUAGAUCUAGAAAUAUAUUCCUACUUUAUUAUAUUUCCCGUAGUCCUCUCGAUAGGGAUUGUCUAUAGAGAUUGAUUAUUUAUUUAUGUACUGGUAAUAAAGCCGCCUUUGCAUGCUAAUUUUUAGUUUAAAUUAUUAAUUUAUUUUUGUAUUUUGACGGCCUCCGUCAAAGACGUACCGCCAAGCGAUUUAGCGUUCCGGUACGAUGCCGUGUAGAAACCGAAAGGAGUAUGGAUUUUCAUCCUCCUCCUAACAAGUUAGCCCGCUUCCAUCUUAGACUGCAUCAUCACUUACCAUCAGGUGAGAUUGUAGUAAAGGGCUAACUUGUAAAGAAUAUAAAAAAAAAAUUGUGUGCAAUUAAGUAUUUCACCUUCUUCGUACAAGAACUACAAACUUUACCUCUUUAAAAUGUUAGCACUAGCAUUUAAUAUAAAAUUGUGUGAUUUAAUCACACACACACGUAACAUUUGUGUGCUCUAAUUUUCUUGUUCUGUUUCGUUUAUAUAAUACUUCAAUGACGUCUCUUGGUGAGGAACCAACAAGCUUUUCAAGGCAAGAUGAAUAGGCUCUUACAACUCGCAGUCAUCUUUAAGAUGGACCUACGAAAUUAAAUAAUUCAAAAAAUAAAUUAUCAAUAUAAAUAACUUAUUAAUAAUUUUAAAUAGGUUUAUAUUUGAUAACCUAAAUAUUACAAAAGACAAGCAAAGUUUAGUAACAAGAUAGACACGUAAUAAAUACAAUGAACAACAAAACCUUAUUUCGUGAAUUCAUGAAUAGACAAUGCAGUCUACCAUCCCUACCCCCAUCAGCGGUUGAACAAGGCAUCUGCCGACAUCAUUUUUGGACAGGUUUUGUAGGGCUUACUCACCAUACAAUGUUUCGAGUUCUUUGGUAAUUUAAUACAAUAACAUCCUUGACAAAAAGUGUUGAUAGCAUGUCGUAUUUGUGCCAACGUUGUCAUGUUCAAAAUAAUUAUUAUCAUCACCAGUUCGUACGCUAUAGUAUGGUGCGGGUGACAGUUCGUUUCAGUCUUGCAAGUUUGCCGCGAUUCACGAUAAUAGUACGUACUAUGAACGUCAUGAGGCAAUUGUCACCCGCAGCAUGCUACCACGCACAUACUAUAAAUCAAAAUAUUUCCCACUUAUUUAUCGAUACAUGUAAAUAAAAUUACAAAUGUAUGUCAUUUCAAAAUAACUAUGUUUUAUCAAGUGCUUAUCUAUACUAGUCUUAUAAAGCUGAAGAGUUUGUUUGUUUGUUUGAUUGAAUGCGCUAAUCUCAGGAACUACUGGUCCGAUUUGAUAAAAUUUGUCAGAGUUAGAUAGGUCAUUUAUCGAGGAAGGCUAUAGGCUAUAUAUUAUCCCCGUAUUCUUACGGGAACGGGAAUCACGCGGGUGAAACCGCGCGGCGUCAGCUAUAGUUAUAUAAAUGGAUUCUAAAGCAUAUAUAAACAUUUUUAUUUCAUUUUUGUCUCUCUAUCUGUUUUUAUUUGCCAAUCUUUAGCACGGCUCGACCGAUUUUAGUUGAAGUUAAAAAAGAUUUUGAGCUACAUAUAGGCUACUUUUUAUCCGCGAAUACCGCGGGGUUUGUGAAAAACCAAAAACCAAAUAAAACCAAAGAACAGAUGACUGUAGAAUUUCGAUUAUUUGAUGAAUACGUGAGUGUAAACUUAAUUAGCCCUAGAUUUUGUUUUUAGUACUGGUGAUUGAGGGCUUUAUGAUUGCUUAUUUAUUCAAAAGUAUUUGAUACUUUUGAAUUUUAAAUUUUUUAACCUAGAUUAUUGUUAAGUACAAAAAAUUUAAGAGAUGUAUCAUAAUGCUAUGGACGUAACGUAUAAAUCCUACUGUUGAUAUUCUAAAUUCUUUAAGAGUACUUAAGUAUAAGAUAUUUAUUAAAAGUUGUUCAUUUGAAAUUUGAUGUAAAAUACAAUA